Molecule: messenger RNA, 1704 nt
Organism: Durusdinium trenchii
Lineage: Eukaryota; Dinophyceae; Suessiales; Symbiodiniaceae
Source: the annotation of a GenBank genome assembly
GCGAUCUGGAAGUCCCAGAUGAUGUCGACACGCGCUGAUUCGAUUCGUGCCCUGACCAUGUUCGGUGGUCAACCUGCAAUCUGUCUCCACAACGACAAACAGUCAAGGGUAACAUGGAACGCGAAGGCGAUCGACUGGAAGGUGAGCGUUUCCUCCUACCGGCAAAAUUGUUUCAGGAGGACCACUGUCGGGGAAGAUGGAGCUUGGUGAAAAGAUGGAGCAACUUGUUUUUGUGAGCCCAUGGUAAAGCUGUUGGCUUUCACAUACUUUCACAUACUUUCGAACGUUCCUGCACUGCUGUCGACAAGCUCUUGGACCUGGCUCACAGAUGCCCGCACUGCGGGGGUCCAGCGUCCUUCUUCCCCCUGUACCGAGCGUCGUGCGGCGUGCACUACGCUCGAUCGCCAUGUUUGCCGCCUGCCGUGGGGAGCCUGCCACAUGCAAGGGGUCGAUCAUCAAGGCGGAACCCAUGCGAUUUCCCUUUGAGUGUGAAUCGCCCUUUCUCUUCGCUGUCUACCACCUGGACCACUACCCUGCAGGCAACGCGGAGAUGGGCCCGGAGGCCUCUUUGCGAGGGCACAACAUGGGGGCGGACUUCAAUCAUCCUAGCGGCUGGAGCAUGUACCACGGCAAAAGCAUCCCCGGGUUCCCCCGGCACCCACAUCGUGGCUUCGAGACCAUCACCGUGACACGGCGUGGGUGGGUGGAUCACACCGACUCCCUGGGGAACGCUGGUCGCUUCGGAUGUGGGGAUGCGCAAUGGAUGACUGCAGGGAAGGGCAUCAACCACUCAGAGAUGUUUCCGCUGCUGAACCGUGAGGGAGAAAAUGUUUUGGAGCUUUUCCAGAUCUGGAUCAACCUGCCCAAGAGGAGCAAGAUGGUGGAGCCCAGCUUCAAAAUGUUUUGGGCCGAAGACUUGCCAUCGCUGAAGGACACCAGCGGGCCCGAGGUGGUCCUCAUUGCUGGACACCUGCCGGGGUUCAAUGCGCCACCCGCGCCGCCACCCGAUAGCUAUGCCUCGGAGAAGAGCUCGGAUGUGCUGGUGGUGACCCUCAAAAUCCCUCUUGGCUCCAGCUGGACACUGCCAGCCUUCACAGGCGAUGUGAAGGGCCUGAGCCGAAACGCCUACAUCCACACGGGGCAGCAGAGCAAGGUGGCCGAUCAGGUCAUCUCUGGGCAGAAGCGGCUCAAACUGCGACCCGACAUGGACACGAGCUUUGCCCCGGUCGACGCACCCAUGGAAGUGCUGAUCUUGCAGGGCAGUGACAUUGGAGAGCCCGUGGUGCAGCACGGGCCCUUCGUGGGUAAUAGCCGGGAGGACAUUGCCAAGGCCUUUAAGGACUACCAGGAGAGCGAAUUUGGUGGUUGGCCUUGGCCCUCCGACGCUCUGGCGCACGAGCGUUCACAGCAGCGCUUCGCGCUCUACUCCGAUGGGCGGAAAGAGGAGAAGCCCAUGCCGUAGCAGGUGGGCCAGAUGAGUUCCUGUGAGCGUCAUGUGUAUCAUUAGGAUUAAAUGAAAAUGUGUCUCAUGUGGCUGUGGCCCCAAACUGUCAACGCCAAGCAUGUCGGUCGACCAAACUCCUGUUGUUUUUCAUGAGGAGGAGAUGCCCAGAUUUUGAGGGCGAUUUUCGAGCCCGGCAGGAUGGGACGCCAGGACUCCCAAGUCAACGCCGAAGGCGUCGAUUGAAUGGAAUGGUUUUCCGC